AUGUAUUGCCAAUGGCGUAUACAAAGCCUUCGGGCACUACCAUUGAGGUUACCCCUGAGAAGAUUUGCAUCUCAGGCUGACCAAGAUGUACAAAUAGCCAGGGAUUGGCUCAAAACCCUCAAUUCCAAGACCAUUCCCCGCAACAUCUGCGAGGUCUCCUUCAGUCGAUCUAGCGGUCCGGGCGGGCAAAAUGUGAACAAGGUCAACUCCAAGGCCACCUUGAAAGUCCCAUUGGACGCAUUGCUGCCUUUAGUUCCCCGCCUGAUACACCAUCCACUACGCGCUUCCCGAUAUGCCGCUGAAAGAACACAAUGUCUAGUCAUUCAGUCGGACGAGGAGCGGAAACAGUCUAACAAUGUGGAAUCCUGUUAUGACAAGCUCUAUCAGCUAUUGCAAAGUUCGGCUAAGGAGGCGAUCCCCGGGGAAACCUCCCAAGCGCAAAGAAAUCGUGUGCAAAAGUUACAGAAGGCUCAAAAUGAGGGUCGGAUUAAAAACAAGAAACAGCACAGCGACAAGAAAAGUGGUCGCCGAGGAAGCAAAUACGAUGAUUGA
Penicillium verrucosum is the source of this 552-nucleotide messenger RNA. Its product is annotated as peptidyl-tRNA hydrolase domain protein. Gene Ontology annotation, cellular component: mitochondrial large ribosomal subunit. Gene Ontology annotation, biological process: mitochondrial translational termination. NCBI's taxonomy places the organism in Eukaryota, Fungi, Ascomycota, Eurotiomycetes, Eurotiales, Aspergillaceae. The transcript is spliced from 3 exons. The record is from RefSeq and is a predicted model, not a curated record. Bases 1 to 552 code for a protein of 183 amino acids. Gene Ontology annotation, molecular function: translation release factor activity.